AGUUUAUAUAUAGCAAAUUAAGUGGAUAUUUCACAGCACAUUAAAAACACCAAACAGAAAUUGGGGAAAAGAUAACCAAAAUAAUCAACGUUUGUGUUCUUUUGCACUUGUCUAGAAUUUUUCUAAAAGGCUCAUUGAGAAUUUAGUAUGUUCAAAAGACCACAUUAUUGGUGAGACCUAUUCCUCUUCCUUCAGCCUAGAUAAUCAUAGUUUUUUUCUGUUUCCCCUUAAUCUACAGGCAGAUGCUGAGAACAAGACAUCCCAUGAUAUGGGUACCACCCUGCAUGCAACCAACAGCUCAGAGUUUCAAGUGUCUGAGUUCAUCCUUCUGGGAUUCCCAGGCAUUCAUGAGUGGCAGCACUGGUUCUCCUUGCCCAUGGCUCUGCUUUACCUUGUAGCUCUUGGUGCUAAUCUCCUCAUCUUGAUCACCAUCUACCAUGAGCCUAGCCUGCAUCAGCCAAUGUAUCAGUUUCUUGGUAUCUUAGCUGUAGUAGAUAUUGGCUUGGCUACCACCAGCAUGCCCAAGAUCCUGGCCAUCCUGUGGUUUGAUGCCAAGGCCAUCAGCCUCCCUGAGUGUUUUGCUCAGAUCUAUGCAAUCCAUUCUUUUAUGUGCAUGGAGUCAGGCAUCUUUCUAUGCAUGGCAGUGGAUAGAUAUGUAGCCAUUUGUUAUCCCCUUCAGUAUCCUUCCAUAGUCACUGAAGCUUUUGUAAUCAAAGCCACACUAUCCAUGCUUCUCAGGAAUGGCCUGCUAACCAUCCCAGUGCCUAUACUAGCUUCACAGAGACAAUAUUGCUCCAGGAAUGAAAUUGAUCACUGCUUGUGCUCUAACUUGGGGGUCACUAGUCUGGCCUGUGAUGAUAUUACUGUUAACAGGUUCUACCAGUUAGCUUUGGCCUGGCUUAUGGUUGGAAGUGACAUGAUUCUUGUCUUUACUUCCUAUGCAUUGAUUAUUCGCACAGUGCUGAGGCUGAAUUCCACUGAAGCAAUAUCUAAGGCCCUCAGUACCUGCAGCUCCCACCUCAUCCUCAUUCUGUUCUACUACACAGCUAUUAUUUUAGUAUCUGUCACUCACCUAGCAAAAAGAAAGGUUCCCCUCAUCCCUGUUCUCCUCAAUGUGCUGCAUAUUGUCAUUCCCCCAUCUCUCAACCCCAUGGUAUAUGCCCUUAGGACACAGGAGCUGAGGGUUGGCUUCCAGAGGGUGCUGGGCUUGAGUGAGUUUGUGUCUAGGAAGUAAAACUCACUAUAGAUGACAGAACACCAAAUGCAGUAUUGCAGAAAAAGAAAGCAUAGACUUUGAGCCCAAAAUACCGGGUUAAAAAUUCCAUUUCUCCCAAUUUCCAGGGGUAUUGACUCAAACUCGUCUACUUUGGAUAGUACAAUGCAUGUGCAAAGUACUGCUGGAAGCUUUUCGUAAUGUUCUCACUUCCUGUGACAUCCUCUGGUACAAGUAUAGUUCUUUGUAAGUUCUGCAGAUGUGGAAAAUGAAUAGAGAAACUUUACCAAGGUUAACUAAAAAGUUACAACAUGAGAUUUGAACUCAGAUAGUCUCCAGAGUCUCUGCUCUUAACCCUUUCUCUCCAUUCACCUCAUUACUAAUUUUAAAAAGGAAGCUAGGAUAGUAAAGCAAGUUAAAAUUAUAUAUUACUUUUAGUAAAAUUACAUUUAGAGCAUGGCAGUAGAUAUGAAUGCCAGCAACAGAAUACGCAGUUCUACAACCAUCAAGAAGAGGAAGGUGGAAGCUAGAGAGAUGUCUCAGAAGUUAAAAGCACUUGUUGCUCUUGUAGAGGACCAGGGUUUGAUUCCCAGAACCCACAUAGUGGCUCACAACUGUCUAACUGCUGUCCCAGGGGAUCUGAUGCCCUCUUCUGGGCUCCUCGAGCAUGCAUUUGGUACACAGAAAUACAUACAGGCAAAAACACUCAUAUACAAAACAUAAUAAAAUAAACUAAUCUAAAAAAUAUUUUUUAAAAAGAAGAGGAAGAUGUCUGUGACUACAGUUUCACUGAGGAACAGAAAGUGAUCAAGUCCAAGUUGUAGGGAAAAGGGGCUGGCUAGAGAAACCCACCCUGACCCUGGAGCCCAGAACUAGGGAAAGAUGGCUCAGAUCAGGGCAGAAAGAAACAUAGUUUGGCUCAGUCAGAUCAGAGCCAUCUCUGCCCCUGGCCAACUGACUUGUGAAACCAAUGAGUCACAGAGCCCUGGGGCCCAAGUCAACCCCUGGUUGACUCCACCCCCAAGACAUCCUAUGUAAACUACCCUGACUGGUCUGUUAGGCAAAAAAAAAAAAAGGG
Messenger RNA from Peromyscus californicus insignis, 2291 nucleotides. Its product is annotated as olfactory receptor 688. The transcript has a single exon. NCBI's taxonomy places the organism in Eukaryota, Metazoa, Chordata, Mammalia, Rodentia, Cricetidae. Gene Ontology annotation, biological process: G protein-coupled receptor signaling pathway. The record is from RefSeq and is a predicted model, not a curated record. Gene Ontology annotation, cellular component: membrane. Gene Ontology annotation, molecular function: G protein-coupled receptor activity; olfactory receptor activity. The coding region runs from base 269 to 1234 and encodes 321 amino acids.